AUGUUCACCAAGAGAAAUCUAGUUGAUAUAAAGAAAUCAACAUCCAAGCUUCAAGACUCAAAAAAGGAUGUAGCUACUAGGAUUAAACAUUUGAAAAUCAUUUUAGAAAAUGUAGACAUUGCUGAAGCUAAAGGAUUUUUUGAAGCAAAUUUCAGUCACAUUUAUAAUGUACUGUAUGACAGUUUUGUACAAACGGAAACAAAUUUACGGCAGAGAGAGCUGUCCUUUCACUUGGUACACAAAGCACAUAAAGAAGAAUUGGAAUGUACCCUCUGGAUCCUCGAGCAAGUGCUGUGCUUACUUCCGGAAUUGAUCCACAGAAGAUGGCAGCUUCAUUCCCUCGGGAGGCUAAUUUCCAAACUUUUACAUCCAGGGAACGCGGUAAAACUGCGGCGUCAAGGCAUCCGAUACUUCUUGAUGUGGUAUCAGGCACUGAAUGACAAUGCCCCUGAAUAUGUGCACAAUAUGUUUGCUGCUCUAGUCCCAGCAUUUUCUGGUCAAACAGCUACCCCACUGCAGAACAGUGCGAGUGUCUUUCACGACACGAGUGCGCAGAACCCUGUGACACCGACUGAACUCUUACCGAUUUUGCCCGUAUCUAGUGGCGAGAAGGUCCCAGAUUAUUCAAGUAAAUUUUUUCUGGAAGCCCUACUGGAAUAUAUGGUUCACACUGUGGUGAAACUUGAAUGGCAAGACAAAAGUGCUUACCAUCACAGAUGUUUUGGUUUUCUGCUAGAAAAAUUCAAAAGAUACUAUUUACCAAAACUUUGUCCACACUUCUGGAAAGAGACAUCUUUAUAUAAACCAAAUCUAGAAUUGCCGGGUUUGAGAAGAUCUGAGAUCGAAAAUGAAUUCGUUUAUUGCCGAGUAACCUUCAUUAUGUGGGUGAUAAAUUACAUGCAUCAGACGAAGAAGGGCCACGAAAUCAGUGGUGGUGCAGGACCAGCUUCUAUACCCAGCAUCCAAUCGCCUUCACAACAUUCACACGAUGAUGAUUCGCAGCAUGACUCUUCUCAUCCUAGCUUGGAUUCCACACUAUCCAUACAAACUAACAGAACUACCAGUGAUGAGGAAUUGGCCCCUCAGAUAGUACGUGAAGUAUUUUGCAGCAACAGAGACAACAUAAACUUCAUUCACGAAUUGUAUCGCCAAGCAUUCCUCCUCAAUUUCACACACGUAGUGGCCAUAAGGAAAAUCAUCGGCCUGUACAAGGAUCUGAUACAGGGUAAUGUAGCAGAAAUGCCUCCAUACGCGCUGGAACUCCCUGACGAUGCACCUAGAAAUCUAGGGGAAGAGGUUACACCGGAUACACGCUCUAGUAGGCUCAGAAAUGACUCUUAUUUGGGAGCCAUACAUAAGGAGAAUUUGCUGGUUAGGGCUGGCAUGCAGAAUAUAUAUCAGUUGUUCAUGACCCAUGCAGCAAAUGUUUUCUUGUUGGAAGUAAAUGCUCUUGUUCCCAAAACGCUUGAGGAACAAACUGAUGCUUGUAAAAGGGUCUUAAACAUUUACCGGUACAUGGUAAUGAAUACCAGGAUGGAUAACAGCACAUGGGAACAAUUAUUGCUAGUUUUACUGCAGAUAACUUCUCUGGUACUUGGUGAAAACCCUCCCAAAAAGAAAGCAUCAACUCUCGGUGGUAAACUAGCCCCUGCCAUAUUCCAAACUCUAAUAGUCACCUGGAUUAAAGCUAAUUUGAAUGUUCUGAUAUCCAGAGAACUAUGGGAUAGGUUCCUACAUGUUUUAACAUCAUUAACUAGCUGGGAAGAAUUAAUCAAAGAAUGGGCGAAAACAUUGGAGACCCUUACGAGGGUACUAGCAAGGCACGUAUACAAUUUGGAUCUGACAGACUUGCCUCUUGAACGACUGAAUGAACAAAAAACGAAAAGAGGUAGAAGACCCGUAUGCAGACCUGAAAACAGCACUCCGUGCAGUACAGCCAACGGUGGCUAUCCUGCCAUUUGCAGGCAGGAUUCGAGCUUACCUGAUGGCCAUGUUUCGUCGAAGAUGGGAAGGUCGCCACUCACGAGGAGUUACAGUGAGACUAACAUGGUGGUGAAACACAAAUUCAGCAGAAUCAAGCCGCACAAUGUGAAUCGAAGGAGAUCGAAAUCUCUAGACAACCUCGCCCCGGUUGAUACAGAAUCAACAGACCGUACCAGAUCACCUAGUCCAGCUCCGUCCAGUGGUCUUGAAAGUAACUCCAUCAAGGACUCGCCCAUACAGCUCGACAUGUUCUCAACUGACCACCAAAUCCUAGAACUAUCUGGUGAAACAAGAGGGGUUGUGUGUGGUGGUACUGUCAGGGGUUGGCUGCCGGAUGUUGCAGUUAUUCUUUGGAAAAGAAUGCUAGGUGCCCUGGGGGAUGUGAACCAAAUUUCUGACCCCAAACUUCAUUCCCAAGUAUUCGAAUACCUGGUGAAACUGACAGACACCCUGAUCAAGAUCAACCACAACCAAAGCAUUUCCACGGAUAAUAUGAGUACUCCCCAAGCGCCAGAGCUGGUACCACCUUUAACUCUGAUUCUGCCUUGGUGUUUCGGAGCGCUGGCAUUGCCCAACAACUUUGAACCUGGAAAAUUGAAUGCUCUCAGAUUGAUUUGUACUGUGACAGUGAACUGUGAUAUGAAACACCGGACGUAUUUACCCCAAUUUUAUCGAUUCCUUCAUUCAGCUUUAACUAGUAACUCAAAACCAGUUUUGAACACAUGCCUGAAAUACCUUGGACCGAGGUUUUUCUCUCUUCAGUUGCCAGGCGCCUCUUUACUUUUGCUAGAUUUAAUACAUGCGUGCAAUAUCGUCCUGAAUAAUACAGAAAAACUGGAUUCCUCGCCUAGAACAGAGGCUGUUUCCAUUUUGGCGAAUUUGUUGAGUCAGCCAGACGAUUUGAGUGGUCUUUCGGUCCUGCAACCAGAACAAGAGAUGAGAGUUAUGAAGUGUCCCGAUAUAAAGGAGCACGUCGUUAGUAUUUUACUGAGAGCUGGUAGAAGAGAACCUAAAGGCAAGGCUAGAUGUAUAGCUUUGUCCGCUCUAGGAGUGUUUGUGUAUAAAGAACUGAACAACAAAACUUUUCAUCCAAAAGUUCCUGAUGCUAUCAACGUGCUACUCCUGGCACUAAAGUUCAACAACAAGAUCAUCGUCCAAUUGGCGAGCAACAUCUUCUUCCUCCUGUGCGACCACGCGCCGCUGCUGUGGUCGCAGUACCCCCGCCUGGGCAACCAGGUGGUCUCUACCUUGUGCUCCGCCCUUCUCUCGCACGCCCCCUUGGGGCAGACGGCGGGCGAGAGCGACAAGGCGUUGGGCGGGGCGCUGGUGCCCUGCUUGGGCGAGUGGUGUAUGCGGCUGGGGCCGCGAAGGUUGCUGGAGGUGUCGGAGUACGGGGAGAGCAGGGGGACUUGUCUGCUGCUGCAAGUUUUCACGGUUUUGCACAAGAUCAUUCUAGGCCAGGCAUCGACAGACAAUCCCGGCGGCCUGACGCAACCCAACCUCAACGAAGACUUCGACCCGAACAUCAUCUCCGACGAUUUCGACCAGUCGGCCCCCUUCUCGCCCUCCAAGAACAACCACUGCCAAGCGGCCAUCCUGCUCUGCGCCAAGACCGUGCUGGCCCAUCUGGUCACGCACCUCGGCCAUUUUCCGAUGGCCAUCGGGGCUGCGAGGUUGAGCUCUCUGGUGGUCGAACACGAUGAUGUACCCGAUCUGCCGGCCGAUGAUCUGUCGUCGAGCAUCUUUUCGGCGCCCAACAUCCAGCUGUUCAUCCUGUCCCGAAGCGUGCUAGCGAGUCUAGUAGAGCUCCCGGCUCUAGAUCUACCAGGCGGCGGAGUGACAGCCGGCCUAUCCACGGCCGAUAAACAAGUGAGGGUGCUCUUGAGAGACCUCUCCGGAAAAUGUAGCUGGGACGCUUCGAUUUUGUAUCGGACACCCGAGACGGUGAAACAAGAUCAACAGGACGUCCCGAAACAGACGGUCGAGAAGGAAAACGUGGAAAAAUACGCGCAACUGGAAAGCCUCAUGGUUGGGUCGGCGUUGCAUGCGUUACCACAAAUGGCCAUGAGGCACCGUCCGCCGAAUGUCCUACCAGAGAUAUCGAAUGCAGCACCUGAUUUGGACCAAUUAGAUGAUUUGCUUCAGUAUUUGGGCCAUACUAGCCCAGAAUGUUUGGAAAAUUUCAAUCACAAACUGAACGAGCCUGCAGCCUCACCUAUGUCCGUCGAUCUGGAAAAUGAGGCGAUCGCGUCUGUCAUCAGUCAACGGAAUACUGAGGUAGAGGAGAGCAGGUUGUCACAGUAUGCCGAUGCGAUGUUGGGACAAUCGAUUGAUAGGCCAACCAGCAGGAUAGAUCGCCAAAGUUCCAAUUCUGAUCAACAAGCGCAAUAUGGUGCAGUGGAACAAGAUGCUUUCCAGCAAUGCCGUCUGCUUUUCUCUCAACUUGGUCUAGCUGGUUGGGAGAGAAGACAUCAGUUGCAUUUACUUAACAAGACUGAACGUUUACUUAGGGAAUUAAGGAAUUUAGAUAAUCAGAGUUGCCGUGAAACGCACAAGUUUGCUGUGAUUUAUGUUGCGCCUGGACAAGAAGACAAAAAUUCGAUAUUAUCGAAUCAAGGUGGUAGUGUGGCUUAUGAGCAGUUCUUGGCGGCGUUAGCCUGGGAAAUAGAACUAGAGGGCCAUACUGGAUUCCUCGGUGGUUUGCAACGACAAGGAACGUCCGGACUUACGGCUCCUUACAUAGCAACGAGUUUUCUCGAAGCCAUCUUCCAUGUAGCAACAAGAAUGCCAGGAGAUACGUCCGAGGCAGUACUUAAUAAGACAAGACAUUUAGGUAACGAUGAAGUACACAUAGUAUGGUCUGAACAUAGUAGAGACUAUAGACGUGAUAUCAUUCCCACCGAGUUCUGUGAUAUUUUAAUAAUCAUUUAUCCAAUAGGAGAUAAUUUGAAUCGAGUAACAGUCGAUUGUAAAGCUGAUGUACCACAUUUUGGAGUAUUGUUCAAUGAGACAAUCGUCGAGAGUUCAGUUUUAGCAGGAGUAGUCAGAGCAACAGCAAUAUGUGCUAGUAGAGCUAAAAGGAUAACUUAUCAAUUUUACCAACAGUAUUAUGAAGAGCGUGCCAGAUCACUGGAUACGGUAGUGACGAAACACAAACAAGCCACCACCUAUGAGGAAUUCAUUUCGAGAGUAUAUAGCCCCAUAGUCACGUCCAGCCCUUUCUAUCCGAGUAGUUCAUCGUCCAGCGGAGUUGGAGACUCCUCAUUGUUGGCUGCAGCCCUUUUGGACUCGCACGGUCAUUCUUACAAGAGCACGUCGAGAAAUGAUCAAAAGCACAGAGUUUCUGCUAAUGAUUCUUCACGAGGGGGUUGGUUCCAGAACUUAGAAACCCAGAUGGCUGAGUCCAGCAUCUCCCCGAGACCCAUGAAAAGACUGUCCUCGAAUAUAAAGGCUUCGAAAAGGUCCAUGAAAAAAGAACAGUCGGCCGAUUCUCCGCCCGAGAGUCCCUUACAGAUGACCAGAAAAAAGUAG
Phaedon cochleariae (mustard beetle) is the source of this 5514-nucleotide messenger RNA. The record is from the annotation of a GenBank genome assembly. Lineage: Eukaryota; Metazoa; Arthropoda; Insecta; Coleoptera; Chrysomelidae.